UCCUCGAUUACUAAUUUUGGUGUCUAUCUUAAAUAUUUUCUGGGUUUUUUUAUCUUAAUCGCACACUAACAGUUGUUACUCACAUCAUUCUAUGAUUGAAUUUGUGCACUGGUUGAGAGUAUUUCGUUAAUUUUAGUUGAAAGAUCCGAUAUUUAUUUUCGGGUUGAUGCUUUCUUUCCUUUCUUAUGAGUUCUGCUGCUUUUGUGCUAUUUUCGAUGUUAAGUUACCUGAGGAAGUAGAAGCAAUGGAUAUAAAUCCCAAUCAUUUGGUAAUUAACUAAUCGGGCUUAAUGAUAAUUUUUGUUUUGUUUGCUAUUGGUGAUUAUGGCUAUAAUGAACUCCAUGACGAAUUUUUAGCAUGGUAUAAGAUUUGUUUGAAGAGCCUUCACAUUUGCAACAUAUAGUAUUUGGUUGCUGAAAAAAGAACCUUUUUUCAUGUAGUAUUAAACUUUUUAGGUCCAAGUUAACAAAAUAAUAAUGCUUUUCUUAAUCCAUGUCGUUUCCAUUGCUCGAGAUCUGCAUAAUACUGUUAAGUAUCACUGAUGAUCACUUAAUAAGCUAGUACUGUUUGCUUUCAGAGGAGCAAAUAUGGCUGCCAUAUCGGCAUGUAUACUGGGAAACGGAUUGUAUGCUGGUAGUAUCAGAAAAGGUUUUAGCAAAGAAAUCUAUGGCAAGCAGUUUAUACGCAUUCCACUAUAUAGUAGUACGUCUAGAGUAGUUAAUGUUAGAGCAUCAUUGAGUCAAAAGACCAGUGAAGGAAGACGAGGAUUCCUGAAAUUGGUGCUUGGUAAUGCUGGCCUUGCCUUACCUUCAUUACUUGGCAAUGGAAAAGCUAUUGCUGAUGAUGAAGGUGUCUCGAGUUCAAGGAUGUCGUACUCUAAAUAUUUAGAGAAUCUAGAUAAGGAUAGAGUAACUAAGGUCGAUUUGUUUGAAAAUGGAACUAUUGCCAUUGUUGAGGCUAUAUCCCCUGAGUUGGGUAACCGUGUCCAAAGAGUGCGGGUGCAGCUCCCGGGCCUCAGCCAGGAGCUUCUCCAGAAGUUUAGGGAGAAGAACAUUGACUUUGCUGCCCACAAUGCACAAGAGGAUUCCGGUUCUCUAUGGGCUAACUUGAUCGGAAACUUGGCCUUCCCUUUACUCUUGAUUGGAGGUCUUUUCUUUCUCUCGAGACGGUCCCCUGGAGGAAUGGGUGGGCCUGGAGGCCCCGGGUUCCCUUUACAAUUUGGUCAGUCAAAGGCUAAGUUCCAAAUGGAACCAAACACUGGUGUCACUUUUGAUGAUGUUGCUGGGGUUGAUGAAGCAAAGCAAGAUUUUAUGGAGGUGGUGGAGUUUCUGAAAAAGCCCGAGAGAUUCACAGCUGUGGGUGCUCGUAUUCCAAAGGGGGUUCUUCUCAUUGGCCCUCCCGGUACUGGGAAGACCUUGCUAGCCAAAGCAAUUGCUGGUGAAGCCGGUGUUCCCUUUUUCUCUAUUUCGGGUUCUGAGUUUGUUGAGAUGUUUGUUGGAGUUGGUGCCUCACGAGUCCGUGAUCUUUUCAAGAAGGCCAAGGAGAAUGCUCCAUGUAUUGUGUUUGUUGAUGAAAUCGAUGCAGUGGGGCGUCAAAGAGGAACUGGAAUUGGUGGAGGAAAUGAUGAAAGGGAGCAGACUCUCAACCAGCUGCUGACAGAAAUGGAUGGUUUCGAAGGAAACACGGGUAUUAUUGUGGUUGCUGCGACUAAUCGUGCAGAUAUUCUCGACUCUGCCUUGCUGAGGCCAGGAAGGUUUGAUAGACAGGUGAGUGUUGAUGUCCCAGAUGUUCGGGGACGAACGGAGAUCUUGAAGGUUCACGCAGGAAAUAAAAAGUUUGACACUGAUGUAUCACUUGAAGUGGUAGCCAUGAGGACACCUGGUUUCAGUGGAGCGGAUCUGGCUAAUCUCUUGAACGAGGCCGCUAUUCUGGCUGGCCGCCGUGGCAGGACUUCCAUCUCGUCUAAAGAGAUCGAUGACUCAAUUGAUAGGAUAGUCGCUGGAAUGGAGGGGACGGUCAUGACUGAUAGCAAGAGUAAGAGUCUUGUGGCGUACCACGAAGUAGGCCAUGCCAUCUGUGGAACUCUGACCCCGGGGCAUGAUGCCGUUCAGAAAGUCACCUUGGUUCCACGCGGUCAGGCACGUGGUUUGACUUGGUUCAUCCCUUCGGAUGAUCCAACAUUGAUAUCAAAACAGCAGCUCUUUGCCAGAAUUGUAGGGGGGCUGGGCGGUCGAGCUGCUGAGGAAGUUAUAUUUGGUGAGCCUGAGGUCACUACCGGUGCAGCUGGUGAUCUGCAGCAGAUCACUGGUUUGGCCAAGCAGAUGGUUGUGACUUUUGGUAUGUCUGACAUCGGGCCGUGGUCGCUCAUGGACUCAUCGGCUCAAAGCGAUGUGAUAAUGAGAAUGAUGGCAAGGAAUUCGAUGUCAGAGAAGCUGGCGGAAGACAUUGAUGCAGCAGUGAAGAGGCUCUCAGACGAGGCAUAUGAGAUUGCGUUGAGGCUGAUCAGGAACAACCGCGAAGCCAUAGACAAGAUCGUGGAAGUUGUUAUCGAGAAGGAGACGAUAACCGGGGAUGAGUUCAGGGCUAUUCUCUCGGAGUUUGUCGAAAUUCCAGUCGAAAACAGAGCUGCUCCCACUCCGGCUACGCUAACUGUAUAAAUUAGUACUACUAGUCCAGCAUCAACUUGUACAAUGCUUUUUUCGGCUUUUUUUGUAAAGAUCAGUACACACUGAAAAAUGUUGUUACAGCUGACAUAACCUACGUGCUUCAAAUUAGGCACAAAUUUGUA
Messenger RNA from Salvia hispanica, 2788 nucleotides. RefSeq names its product ATP-dependent zinc metalloprotease FTSH 2, chloroplastic-like. The record is from RefSeq and is a predicted model, not a curated record. Lineage: Eukaryota; Viridiplantae; Streptophyta; Magnoliopsida; Lamiales; Lamiaceae. Gene Ontology annotation, cellular component: chloroplast thylakoid membrane. Gene Ontology annotation, biological process: proteolysis. Gene Ontology annotation, molecular function: ATP hydrolysis activity; metalloendopeptidase activity; ATP-dependent peptidase activity.